AUGAGGAUACGGGAAGAAAAUCAGACCCUGCCAGCAACUCAGAGUGGAUGGUUACUUACUGACUCCAUUUACAAAGUCACCGAGGGCCAGCAGUCUGAAAUAUUCCACAGACAAGCCAAGGGGAACUUUGAUCCCAGCUGCUGCUUCACCAUCUACCAUGGCAACCCCAUGGAGUCCCUGGACCUCAUCACCUCCAGCCCCGAGGAGGCCCGCACCUGGAUCACAGGCCUCAGGUACCUGAUGGCCGGCAUCAGCGACGAGGACUCCCUGGCCAAACGGCAGAAGACCCAUGAGCAAUAUCCUCUCUGGGGCUUUAAUUUUGGGCUCAGUGCAUGUGGAUCGCCAUCGGUAGAGGAAUCUCCUGCAGCUCCCUCCGUGCUGCGGUCCGUCGGCCCAGUCCCGGGGCCUCCGGCCUGCCGCCCGGUCCGCGCAGAGAGCCCGGCGGAGCCCAGCUGGUGGACCCGUGCUGUGCUCGGCUGCGCCUUCCUCCCAGCGCGCAGGAGCCAGCGGCACCGACCUCGCCCCUCGGCCUCGGAUCUCCUCCUCGCGCCCGCUGGGCUCCCGGCGCCUCACUCACCGCUUCGCGCCUCUCCCGCGGCGGGCGGAGGACGGCAAUCGGCUCGGACUUGGAGCCGUUGCCCCGGCCGGACCUGCGCCCGUCCAGCUCGGCCGCCUCCAGCCUGGCGCCGUCCGGCGGCGCGACCGGGACCACCACCGCCGCCGCCGCGGGGCAGCCGCGGAGGAGCAGUUCGUCUACCGCAGCGGGUGGGGCAGCAUGUCCCCCGCCGACCGCAUCGCCAAGGCCGCCGAGAGCCCUGCCGGGAAGCGGCUUCCGUCGCCGCGAACUUGCGACGGAGCGUCAGGAGCGGGCCCCGCUUCAGGGGUGAAGGCGACAGCGACGGCUCUGCUGGUCGGAAGCUGGAGGAAGUGUUGAGGGAUUACCAGAACCGUGCACUGAAGCUCUCACUGAAAUGCCUCCAACCUCAGGUGGUGGGUUAUUCUCAAGUGUCUGGCUGUGUGGAUGUUGUGGCAGACAAAAUAUCUGGUGAGGCUGCAAACCCCAGGAAGUCUCCAUCACUACAAAGGAACAAGGAAGAAGUCAGUCUUUGCACCAACAUGAUGAGGAAGAUAUCAUUAAAGAAGAAACUGAAGCGUGGAGCUAAAGUGAAUACAACAAGGUGGGAUUUAAGCAAAAGGCCUGCCUUCCUGUCUCCUGCGCACCACAGCCCCAGAGUAGGACACUCAGAAGGGAGCAGUGAUGACCGUGUCCAACACCUGUGUCCCUAAGUCAAGACCCACCCAAGACUGUGGUAGGUCAUGUUUGGAGCAAUGCUUUCCUGUGGCUGAGGACUGCCUGCCUUUGGAAAGUGCCAGGAGCCAGGACGGAGAGUGAUGGAGGCAAGAACCUGCCCAUCCAUCCUGACUCCACUCUAAGCCAGGAGGAAAGAAUAUUUCUUAGACCCUCUGCGAUGUGACGAAGCUCCUGUACCUGGGAACUGAGUCAGAAGCCCAGCUAUCAUUGGGUCCAUUUCUUACCUUCCUGAUUCAUCUUCUCUAGAGGACAAGUGAGUUCAGAUCCUGGGUCUACCCCUCAGUAAUGGUGUGAUGCAGGCAAGCUUUCAGCCAUGCACGCCAUUGGUUUCUCAUCUGCAAAAUCAGGCUCCUACUCCAUACUUCCUCUAGGUUGUUGAGAUGAUCAAUGAGGCAACGCAUGCCAAGUGGAGGCUGACACCUCCUGAGCACUGGAUGUGUGUUAAUCUUUUAUUUGCCCCUUUUUCUCUUUAGUUCAUUGAAUACUAUGAGUCCGGACCAUUUCUUCACUUAGAAUAAUGAUCAGUAAUUUCAAAAUGUCAAGCUGAUUGUCUCAUUUCACUCUCUGUUUUACCUUCAGCUGGGUCUAGUCUUUGGCUAAUAGAAAUGCCAUGGUAUCACGGACAUACUAUGGAUUUAUCAAAAUGCAGAGCAUUUGUUUCUCUGAUCUCCCACAGAUCAAAUUGAAAGCAAUAAGCAUUAUGGUAGAUUGGCUAAUUUGAAAACUUGUGUCAUGUUUUCAUUUCAUUAAUCUUAUUUUUAUUAUUUUCAAUAAUGUCGUUGUUUUGUUUUAGUUUAUUCAGAUACACAAAGUUGCUUAGUUCAUGGUGCACUGGUAGCCUGGCAGACAAAGCCUUAUCCCUCACUUAAGUAUUAUUAUUUCAGUCUCCAUAUCUAUCUCCUUUGUCUCCCUCUCCUGGAAAGGCCCUGGGCUAGUCAUUGCCUUGAUGCUCAGAUACAGCUGGUCUGCUUUUUAACACAAAAAACUGACCCUCCAUGAAAUGCCUGUCCAGUCUCCCUUACC
Manis pentadactyla (Chinese pangolin) is the source of this 2335-nucleotide messenger RNA. RefSeq names its product vasodilator-stimulated phosphoprotein-like. The transcript has 6 exons. Lineage: Eukaryota; Metazoa; Chordata; Mammalia; Pholidota; Manidae. The record is from RefSeq and is a predicted model, not a curated record. The coding region runs from base 1 to 1287 and encodes 428 amino acids.